Molecule: messenger RNA, 4236 nt
Organism: Doryrhamphus excisus (bluestripe pipefish)
Lineage: Eukaryota; Metazoa; Chordata; Actinopteri; Syngnathiformes; Syngnathidae
Gene: mid1
Product: midline 1
Biological process (GO): regulation of microtubule cytoskeleton organization
Cellular component (GO): cytoplasm
Molecular function (GO): zinc ion binding; protein binding
Source: RefSeq, a predicted model, not a curated record
CACAGGAUGAAUUAUCAUUAAGGGUGGAGAAAACCAAACAUAUUUGGUCCCUGUAGCUUUUGGCCUUUUUGGCUACUGACGGCUCCCCAGCUGGAGGUUUCAUUUACUGGACUGAGAAAGCUUCCUGUGGCGUUUAAGGCACACAAGUUGAUAAAUGAAUGUAGCUUUCCUUCGAGGUUCAUCAAUGCUUUUUUAUUGAUUAGCUUAGUCUAAUUAGUCUUUUUGCACCAAGUGAGAUGUUUGAUGACACUUACCUUUUGUUUGACGCUAAUAUCACAAGAAAGUAAAAUGUUUUCAUGUGGGUCCGCGAUUGGCCACCCACCAGUCCAAAGUCAGUCAGCCGGGAUAGGCUCCAGCAUAGAAGAUGGAUGGAUAUUCAGUUAAUAAGCUUUUAUAAUGGAGGCAGUUUGACCUUGGAAUAUGAUAUUCCCAUUACAGUCGUCCUUCAUCACUUCAUACUUCGACUUUCACAGCUUGACUCUAUCACUAAGGUUUUUUUUUCCAGAUAUAUUCAUUAAAAAAAAUAUCGCUUCGUGGUUGACUUAUUAAAAAGUAUUCAUAUUUAAGCUCAUUUUUACGAGUUUUUGGCCUUAAUUAAGCAUUUACCAGAUUAAAAAUGGAUAAACAAACUUGAAUAUUUAAAAAAAAAAGCAUUCAAAGUACAUACUAUACUGACACACUAAUAAUAUACAAAUACAUAAGUAUUAUUACUAUAUAAACAUGUGGUAAGCAUAUGGAAUGAAACAAACCGUAAGCUAGGUGUAUAUUUUCUUUUAUUUUAUCUUAUUAUGUCUAAUUAAUACAGGGCUGCACGGUGGUGGAGUGUUUAGCGUGCAGGCCUCGCAGCUCGGAGACCCAAGUUCAAUUCCACCCUUGGCCUGCGUCUGUCUCUGUGUCCAUAGUUUGUUUGUCAAUGGUUAUGAAUGUGAGUGUGAAUGGUUGUUUGUCUAUAUGUGCCCUGUGAUUGGCUGGCCACCAGUCCAGGGUGUACCCCGCCUCUCCCCUGAAGACAGCUGGGAUAGGCUCCAGCACCCCCGCGACCCUCGUGAGGAAAAAGCGGUAGAAAAUGAAUGAAUGAAUGAAUGUCUAAUUAAUACAGGGCUGCACGGUGGUGAAGUGGUUACCGUGCAGGCCUCGCAGCUUAUAAACCCGAGUUCAAUUCCACCCUUGGCCUGCGUCUGUCUCUGUGUCCAUAGUUUGUUUGCCCAUAGGUAUGAAUGUGAGUUGUUUGUCUAUAUGUGCCCUGUGAUUGGCUGGCGACCAGUGCAGGGUGUACCCCGCCUCUCGCCCUAGCACGGCUGGGAUAGGCUCCAGCACCCCCAUGACCUUUGUGAGGAUAAGCGAUAGAAAAUGAAUGAAUGAAUAAAUGUCUAAUACGAGUGUAAAAGUGACUAUAGGGGUGUUAUUUCAUGUCGAGAGGGCUCUAAUAAUGUUAACUCUAAUAAUGUUGUGGAAGUGUGCGCUUGGUCUGCUUUGCUCCAGUCCACGGAAGGGUUAAUGCACUUUCUCCCCCCCCCCCCCCCCCAGAGGCUCUUCAUGCUCCUGUGUAAACCUGCAGCAGAGAUGACAGCCAGUCCAUGUCAGUGAAGUAUGUGUGCACACACCCCGAUAAUGGGAGUGUACAGCAGAGGCAGAACACCUUCCACCUCCUGCCUCCUGCCUUGUUUACCUCCGGGAAUCACAGCAGCCGCCUAAUGCUUUGCACUCAGCUCUGGCCCUACUACCAUCCACCAGGGAGGAACACUUAGCACCGCAGCCAUGGGGAAGCAGAUAGCUGAGCAGCUUCCCUGGAUUUCGCUGCCAACUCCGCUUAGUUUAGCCUGAAGAUGGAAACACUGGAGUCCGAGCUGACAUGCCCAAUUUGUCUGGAGCUCUUUGAGGACCCGCUUCUCUUGCCUUGCGCUCACAGCCUUUGUUCCAACUGCGCCCACCGCAUCCUGGUGUCGCACUGCACCCCCAGCGAGCCCAUCCAGUCCAUCCGCGCCUUCCAGUGCCCGACCUGUCGCUAUGUCAUCAACCUCAGCCAGAGAGGCCUAGAGGGACUCAAGCGCAACGUCACCCUGCAGAACAUCAUUGACCGCUACCAGAAGGCCUCCCUGAGCGGACCCAACUCGCCCAACCAGACCCGGCGGGAACGAGCCGCCCCCGACACCAGCGCCAUGACGCAGCUCGGCGACAGGGUGCAGUGUCAGUUUUGCGAGCAGGAGCCGCCGCAGGACGCCGUGAAGACCUGCGUCACUUGCGAGGUGUCCUACUGCGACGAGUGCCUGAAAGCCACCCACCCCAACAAGAAGCCCUUCACGGGCCACCGCCUCAUCGAGCCCCUGCUGGACUCCCACUUACGAGGGGUCAUGUGUGUGGAGCACGAGGACGAGAAGGUCAACAUGUACUGCGUGACGGACGAGCAGUUGAUCUGCGCCUUGUGCAAACUGGUGGGACGACACAGGGACCACCAGGUCGCCGCCCUGGGGGAUCGCUACGACAAACUCAAGCACGCUCUGGAAACCAACCUCAGCAAUCUCAUCAAGAGGACCAGCGAGUUGGAAUCUCUCAUGGGAAAACUCAUCCAAACGUGCCAACACGUGGAGAUAAACGCAUCCAGGCAGGAAAACAAGCUGCUGGAAGAGUGUGACGUCCUGAUCAAUAUCAUACAGCAGAGACGGCAAAUCAUCGGUACCAAGAUAAAGGAGGGAAAGACUAUUCGCCUGAGGAAGUUAGCGCAACAAAUCGGCAGCUGCAAGCAGUGCAUCGAGAGGUCGUCCUCGCUCAUCACUCAGGCUGACCACGCCCUCAAAGAGGCGGAUCAUACUCGCUUCCUUCAGUCGGCCAAAAGCGUCUGUGAACGCGUCUCCAUGGCAACGGCGUCCUCUCAGAUCUUGCUACCGGAAAUUAACCUGAAUGACACUUUUGAUACAUUUGCUCUGGACUUCACACGGGAGAAGAAAAUGUUAGAGAGUUUAGAUUAUCUCACAGCUCCAAAUCCACCGGUAAUCCGGGAGGAAUUAUGCACGGCUUCAUACGACACCAUCACAGUUCACUGGACGUCAGAUGAUGAGUUCUCCGUCGUGUCCUAUGAACUUCAGUACGCCAUCUUCACCAGUCACUGCAACGUUGUCAGUUUGUGUAACUCGGCUGACAGCUGGAUGAUUGUGCCUAACAUCAAACAAAACCACUACACAGUCCACGGACUCCAGUGCGGCACCAAGUACGUCUUCAUUGUUAAAGCCAUCAACCAGGCUGGAACCCGUAGCAGCGAACCAGGGAAACUCAAGACCAACAGUCAACCAUUCAAACUGGAUCCAAGGUCGGCUCACCGGAAGUUAAGAGUGUCUCAUGAUAACCUGACGGUGGAGAGGGACGAAACGUCGUCCAAAAAGAGCCACAGUCAAGACCGAUUUAGCAGCCACAGCAGCUACGGCGUCAUGGGGAACGUUUAUAUUGACAGCGGACGCCAUUACUGGGAGGCUCUGAUAGGAGGAAGCACAUGGUUUGCCGUGGGUAUCGCCUACAAAUCGGCACCAAAACACGAAUGGGUGGGCAGAAACGCCGCCUCCUGGGUCCUGUCCCGCUGUAACAACUCAUGGGUGGCUCGUCACAACAACAAGGAGACGCCCAUCGAACCCUCACCGCACCUGCGGCGUCUCGGCGUGCUGUUGGACUACGACUCCGGCUUCCUGUCUUUCUACGACGCCGUGGGCUCUCAGCACUUGUACACGUUCGACAUCGCCUUCGCGCAACCCGUCUGCCCCGUGUUCAACGUGUGGAACCGAUGCGUAACCAUCCUCACUGGACUUCCCAUCCCGGAUCACCUGGAGGGGACAGAGUCCAGCAACUGACAGGACCGACUCGGAUGUUUUUCGGCACAGAAUACGACUGAUGCAAAUCUUUUGCUGAAUUGAACUUACAAUUAGCAUUUCCUUAUAGCAUUUUACUUUGCACAUGUGCUGUAUGUACAUGAUACUGCUGGGUCAUUUACUGUUACUGUCAAGUUGCAGCGAUGCAGCUUACAUUUUGAAUUCCUACAACAAAUAUUUUAAAUAGACUGCAUUGUACAUUUCAUUUCUUCAUUUCUAUCCAUGUAAUGUAAAAAAAAUAUUUUUGUGUCACUGUUCUGUUUCUGGAGGGCUUUGCGAUAAAUGUAUAUUUUUAAUAUGUCUUUGCAAACUUUUUAGCACUUUGAGAAGACACAAGGAGUGUCACAAUAAAAUGCAUUCUGAAGCCACUUGAACAAGAUAA